CCGCUCCACACCGCCCGCACCGAGCCCGCGCGCCAUGGAGCACUUCAUAGAGACCGUGCGCAAGUACCCGUGCCUGUGGAACACCACCGCCAUCGAGUACCGCGACCAGGAGCUCAAGGACGCCGCCUGGGCCGAGGUCAUGAAGGAGACGGACCUCUCGUCUGUGAAAGAAGUAAAACUGAAAUGGAAGAAACUACGCGACAGUUACCGCGACGCGCUCAAGAGACAGAGCGAGAUGCUGGCCAAGGAUCCCAGUAAUCCGACGAAGAAGAACUACCCCUGGAAGUAUAUGGGGCUGAUGCAGUUCCUGCAGCCGUACAUGAGCAACCGCAAGAAGCCCGUUGAGUCGUCGGGGUUCCAGGCGCCGCCCGCGCCCGACAACGGCCACGCGCAGAACGGCGUGGACGGGCACUCCAGCGACGAGUCGGAGUCCGAGGCGGAGUCCUCGCCCAAGAGGAAGAACUGCGAGCAGCUCACGGUCAUCGACCGGAAGCUCGACUACCUGUGCAAGGCGCAGAGCAAGCGACAGUUCACGGAGGCGCAGUACCAGGAGAGGAAGCGGGAGGCGCCGGCGGUGACCGUGGACCCGCUCGACAUCUUCUUCAACAGCAUGUGCCAGUCGACGAAGAGGUUUCCGUUCCCGACGCAGAUCAAGAUAAAGAAGACGCUGUUCAACGCGGUGAUAGAGGCGGAGGAGGCGCUGGUGGCGGAGCAGCAGAGCUACGCGAGCCUGUGGGCGCAGGGCGCGGGCAGCUCCUCCAGCAGCGAGGCCGGGGAGCCCGCCGACGACGACCGCCCCCGCCCGUCCUGAGCCCGCCGCCGCGCCGCCGCCCUCCACCCGUGGCUGCGCCAGCUGUACGCCACCUACGCGCACUACGCCGCCCUCGCGGCCGCCUCCCCCGCGCCGCACUGACCGACCACAAUUACACUGAUGCGCUCGCUACGUCUCUGUCCACUUGUGACGUGUACUGCUCUUGUAAACUUGCAUGUUUAAUAUACAUUAUUUAUAUUAUUAACCGGGUCUUAACACGAAUAAUUUUAUGGCAAAUAUAGGUAUUUACCUCUCUCAACGUUUCGACUAGGUUGCACUAGCCGCGGUCACGAGCUGACUGGAGUAACAGCGAUGUCAAUGUAGAUAGGUGACAGCAGUUUUUUCAUCUACAGUCACUAGAUUGUUCAACUUAUCGACUGUUGAUGCUACUGAUCU
Molecule: messenger RNA, 1207 nt
Organism: Achroia grisella
Lineage: Eukaryota; Metazoa; Arthropoda; Insecta; Lepidoptera; Pyralidae
Exons: 2
Coding region: 35-811 (258 amino acids)
Biological process (GO): regulation of transcription by RNA polymerase II
Cellular component (GO): nucleus; transcription regulator complex
Source: RefSeq, a predicted model, not a curated record